This is a messenger RNA of Penicillium nucicola, 1797 nucleotides long. RefSeq lists its product as uncharacterized. The transcript is spliced from 3 exons. Gene Ontology annotation, biological process: glucan catabolic process. Gene Ontology annotation, molecular function: glucan exo-1,3-beta-glucosidase activity. The coding region runs from base 1 to 1797 and encodes 598 amino acids. NCBI's taxonomy places the organism in Eukaryota, Fungi, Ascomycota, Eurotiomycetes, Eurotiales, Aspergillaceae. Gene Ontology annotation, cellular component: extracellular region; cell surface. The record is from RefSeq and is a predicted model, not a curated record.
AUGCGUCUUCAAAACCUCGCUGCAGCUGCAGCCUCCUUUGGGGCUGCGUCUGCUGGCGUCAUCCAAGCCAGAUCCUCCCAGGAAACCUGCGCUAACAGCGUGUUCACCGGAGAGGUCCUGCAUCUUUCCGUUAACAUCGUUGAAUACCCUGUUGUCGUGGAUGUCGAGUUGAAGGAGGAUGCCGUCGUCACUAUUGACAAUACCAUUCUUAUUGACUGCACUAAUGCCCCUACUCACCUGCACACUACCGUUUUCGCUACUGCUACUUCGACUAUCACCAAGACUGUUUCCACUGCCACCAUCACUGCCGCUGCUGGAAGCGAGCAGACUGGCUCUGUUGCCACUGCCACCGAGGCUGAGCGCACCGUUGUCACUCAGGUUGGUACCAAGACUGCCGGUCAUGCCAGCAACGGCAAUGGCAACAGCAACGCCAACGGUAACGGCAACUCCAAUGAUAACGGCAACGCUGGCAAUAAGACCAAUGCCCACAACUCCAACCCAACUACCGCUACCGCUGUUAACGUUGCCCCUGUCGCUGGCGGCUCUGCUGUUGGUUCUGGUAUCAACACCAACUUGUACACUGCUACCACCUCAAACACCGCUGUUCGCACUAUUGUGGCCUCCGCCUCUUUCCAUGGUAGCAAGACCCUUAAGACUUACACCACCACUGUCGCUUCUGUCACUUCUACUCCUUCCGCUGGCGAGUUCACCGACUGGACUACCUACAAGGCCAACGGUGUCAACCUCGGCGGCUGGCUUGAGCAGGAGGAGGUCUUUGAUCAGUACUGGUGGGACCAAUAUGCUCCCGAUGCUGUUGAUGAGUGGAGCUUCUGUGAGACUCUUGGCUCUCAGUGUGGCCCUGUUCUCGAGGAGCGCUACGCCACAUACAUUACCACCGAUGAUAUCGACAAGAUUGCUGCUGUUGGUGUCAACACUCUGCGUAUUCCCACCACCUACGCCGCCUGGAUCAAGGUCCCCGGCUCUAGUUUGUACCACGGUAACCAAAAGGACUACCUCAAGACUAUCUCCCUGUACGCCAUCGAGAAGUACAACAUGCGCGUGAUUGUCGGCCUCCACUCCCUUCCCGGCGGUGUCAACAGCCUCGAUAUUGGCGAGAAGUCCGGCAACGACGGCUGGUUCUACAAUACCACGAACCUGGCCUACUCCUUCAAGGCCGUCGAGCAAGUCCUCGAAUGGUUCGUCGAAACCGGCUACCCCUGGGCCUUCACCAUCGCUCCUAUCAACGAGGCCUCCGACAACCCCGCUGCCUUUGCCUCCCCGGAGACCCUGACCACCAACGGAACCAACUGGAUCGUCAAGUACACACAGGGAGUCCUUGCCCGCGUUGCCCGUAUCGACAAGCGCAUUCCAGUGAUGCUCCAGGACUGCUUCCUCGGCGAGGAGCACUGGUCCCCCUACUUCCCUACCGGCACCAACAUUGUCAUCGACACCCACGUCUACUACUUUGCCGCAUCAGGCGUCUACUCCCAGUGGGCCAACGGUGCCAUCUGUGGUCAAGCCUCCGUCGUCGGUGGUGAUGGCAAGUUCCCUGUCUUCAUUGGUGAAUGGGCUCUGCAGACUCUGUACAGCAACACCUACGCCAACCGCGAGAACCUCUUCAACACUCAGCGCUAUGCUUGGAACUUGUAUGCCCAGGGUGGCUCGUUCUGGAACAUUAAGCAUAACAGCAGCGCUGCUGUUGAUGGUCAGGGUACUCAGCGUGACUACUGGUCCUAUGAGCGUCUGAUUGAUGCCGGUGUCAUCCACACUGUGAAUGCCACUGCUACUUACUGCUAG